GCCCAUCAGUACAGGCAAUGCUGAGAGCACGAAGCGAGGUUCUGCUGCUCUGGAGUUUAAUCCGUGUCUGCCGGAUUCGGAAGAGCUGCUGCGCCCCGGAGAGCGCUUCCGUGUCUGAACUGCUCAUCUCCCAGGACCCACAGAACGUCACCAUACACUGCAUUGUUCUAGCGCCCUGGCUACACAUCAGCUGAAACAGAAACAAUGAGGAACGAGGGGGCAGCAGACCAUCCCAGGUGUCACGGAACAUAUAUCCACCUGGAACCCAGGAAAUUCAUGACUUCUUUCCAGUGACUCGUUCCAGACUCCAGGAAGGCAACGGAUUCUGCAUCUAUCGAGCUGUGAAACCCAGUGUCUCUCGCAUGGCGUGGUUGGCCAGUCCCCGGGUGCUGGGUCAGGAGGAGCCGCUGGUGCCCGGGGUUAAUGCGAGUGAUGACCACCCUUACGGCAGUGGAGGGGACAGAGACCAGAGGGCAGGAGCGGGACAGCUGAGCGCUCCGGCCCUGUCCUCCUCCUCGCAACCGUACUCUGCGCUGCUGCAAUUCCUUGGCUGCAUCUUUGCCCGUUUAUCACCUCCAUCCCUGGCCGUUUGUGCCCAAUGCUUUUGCUUCCUCUGCAUCCUCUCUGUCACCCUCCGCUCCCCUUCCACCCUGGGCUCCCGCUUCUGCCUCGCCUCCUGCCUGCUUUGCUGGGGUUUCCCUCCCACCAUGGCGGGGUCUGCGGCACCCCCCAGCAUCCUCUUCCUGAACGCAUCAGCUCAGGUGCACCGCGGCGUGGAGUUCACCCUGCUCUGUGUUGCCUCUGGCGUUCCGGAACCAUGGACUUCCUGGUCCUUCAGGGACAGACCUGUGACUGCCGGUGAUCGGUACGGGAUUCUCACGGAGAAUGGAAUGCUCACAGUGAGGAAGGCAAAGCCAAACACAGAAGGUGUUUACGGAUGUGAAGCUGUAAAUGAAGCAGGUUCAGCCAAGCGAUCGGUGACAAUAUCUGUCAGUGCCUCAGUAAAACCCCUCUGGCUGCAGAGCUCCCCUUCCACACAAUCACCGCGAUUACAGUCUGAGACACAGAGCUCCUUGGCAUCGAUUGACCAACAGUCUUCUGUCCCAGAAGUGUCUGCCACUUCGGAGGUUCCAGUGACAUCCACAGAGACACCAUUUACAGUUCCAAGCCUGCCACUGGGGAGACCGAUUCCACCUCAGUCAAUAUCGACAGGAAAGUCCUUUCCCUUUCAUCCAAAGCCUACAAUAAGACCCUUUCCAAGUCCAACAGUAUCCACAAUGAACACUUCCCCAACUUUAGCAACCCCUGUCACUGCAGAGCUCCCACUUAAUCUGAAGCAGCAUUCAGCUCCAAUCAACAUUGCCCCAGAUCUUACCAGACUUUUCUCAAAAAUGAACGCCUCCAACCAGACAAGCAGUGUUACCUCUCUGCUGAAGAUACAUCAGCCUGCAGAUCCAGGGGAUGAGAGAGUUUCUGCAGAAGGACUGAGGAUGUUUGCUGAGAAUGGCACACUGACCAAGUCUGCUGCAGAAACAAAUGCUUGGAAUCUGAGUUACACCACAAGGUUCCAGCCACCAGAUGCCACCAGUGGAACCAUUAUAAGGGAGGAAGCCCGGGUGAAGCUGCCGUCGCCCUUUUCCCUGGAGAAGCACGACAUUCCCAUUGUCAUUGGAGUCACUGUUUCCCUCAUCCUGAUCUUUAUUACAAUGUGCGUUUACUCCGUCAGGCAAAAGAAAGCUGGGAGCAGGGAGACAGAGAGACGCAUGCUGCCAAACUCCAGGAGGCAAAGCCAUGAUCAAGGACAUCUGGAGAUGAACACACAUGACAACAGAGCCUUUGUUGAGGACAGUGUAGGAGCCAGUACUGAGCACGGCCAUGGUGAGAGGGAGUCCGUGUCAACAUCCUCUCUGAAACAGCCGGCUGCCAAGGCCAUUACCGUGAGGGCAGAGUUCGCCCUGGUCAGACAGAAUGAGCAUCACUUCUCCGUCAGUGGAAACAGCAGUGCCCCCAUCCCAUACAGGAGCCCCCCUGAGGGAGAGCCGCAGGAGAUGGAGCCCACUGUCCUGGGAGGCAGCAGAUCCUCCCAUGCGAAAGGCAUGGUUGACGUCCCACACACUUGGGAGAAAAGUCCUUCAUUCCAGGGGAGGCCGCUGACUGCUGUGGUGAUGGUGGAGCCCAACAGCAGCUCUUGCAGGAAGGCGGAGGUGCUGACUCGGUCCAAGUCUAUCCCCUGCUGCCUGAGGCAGAGGGAGGAGCAGCUGGUCAGGAGUUCCGGCCUGCUCCUGGACGGUGAGGCAGUGGGACCCUCCUGCUUCAUCCUGCAGCAGCUCGUCCACCCUGGAGUGAUGCAGGGCCACACCAACUGGUCAAGGGCUCUUCUGGACACGGACAGGAAACGCUCGGAGAUGGUAUCAGAUGUUCUCGUCCCUCCCCAGGAGUCAGCCUCCUCUUCCCUUCCAGCCCCGGAGACCAGCUCUGCUGUCGGGUUGUCUGUACCUACUCCACGUUAA
Molecule: messenger RNA, 2510 nt
Organism: Pristis pectinata (smalltooth sawfish)
Lineage: Eukaryota; Metazoa; Chordata; Chondrichthyes; Rhinopristiformes; Pristidae
Exons: 11
Coding region: 363-2510 (715 amino acids)
Biological process (GO): homophilic cell-cell adhesion; axon guidance; dendrite self-avoidance
Cellular component (GO): plasma membrane; axon
Molecular function (GO): cell-cell adhesion mediator activity
Source: RefSeq, a predicted model, not a curated record